AUGAGUACAUUAUCAAAAAAUUCACCAUCAAUUUCAAUUCCGAUCAAUAAUUAUCAGAUUAUUCCUGUAUCUUCUUUAUGGACAAAUACUCAAGUAACUUCACCAAAUCCAAUAAUACGACUAAUCAAUACCAAUCCUAAUCCAAUUAAUACUUCUUCAUCAUCAGUAAUCAUGCCAUCUUCGAUACAGCAACAACAACAGCAACAGAAUACACCUGUUUAUUCAUCAUAUAAACCCUUUACUGCUCCUCGUGUAACAACUACACUCAUUCCACUCAAUGUAUGUCCUACAGAAUAUUGUCAAACAGUAAAAUCAACACCAAUACCAUCCAUUAGUAUCGUACAAAAUAAUAAAGAACAGACGAUGUUCGAAAACAAAUCAAAAGGCACUAUAACAACUCAUGUUAUUGGUGAUUGGAUAAUACGUGAAAGAUCGGAACCAGUUCAACGAAAAGAAAAUGAACAAUUAACAACACCAAUAGAACAAAUUGUUAAUCCAGAAAAACAAGUCAUUUCUAAUGAAUCUAUUACUUUCUAUUCAUAUUCAUCGAAAAAUGUUAACCAGUGGACUAUUGAUGACGUAUGUUCUUUUUUUGAACAUGUUCUUCAAAAAAAUUGUUAUGCAUCCAUAAUCAAAGAACAUUUAAUCGAUGGAAUAGCUCUUGUUCUACUACAAGACGAACAUCUUAGUAGUAUUUUUAAAAUGCAAUUAGGACCUCGUUUAAAAUUACUAAAUAGUAUUAAUAAACUUAAAAAUGGUGAUCUUCCUUCAUCAUAA
Rotaria sp. Silwood1 is the source of this 777-nucleotide messenger RNA. The record is from the annotation of a GenBank genome assembly. Lineage: Eukaryota; Metazoa; Rotifera; Eurotatoria; Philodinida; Philodinidae.